GGUCUGGAGGCUCAGUCAGGGGUAGGUGCAAUAGUGCGGCGGCUGAUGCGUACAGAGAGAUAACACAACAACGCUGGACAGACACAGCUAGGAAAUGUACACAAAAUGCUUCGUCCUUUGACCAGCCGCUGGAUGUGAACGAAAGAAUAUUUUUUUUCCAAAGCUAUAUAUUUAAAAGCACGAGAAGCUUUCGCUUUUAGAGUGAAACAGCCGAGCGCAGGCAGAGCCUUUUGGCGCAGAAAUCAUUCCAGCAGAGCCCUCUCUCUGGCUGAUGCGCGUUAGCGGUGCAUGAAUUGUGCCGUCUGGUUCGCAGGUUUAGGACAAAUCCGGGUGGCGUUAACCGACUGAGCGAGGGGGAUCCAGCCCGUGAGUGCACCUCAUCCACUUCUACCUACACCUCUUGGCACCUGACCCAGGAUGGCGUUAACCAUCUGCACGCGAUUCACCGACGAAUAUCAGCUGUUCGAGGAGCUGGGGAAGGGUGCAUUCUCCGUGGUAAGGAGGUGUGUGAAGAUCUCGUCUGGACAAGAAUAUGCCGCCAAAAUCAUCAACACCAAGAAGCUUUCUGCUAGAGAUCAUCAGAAGCUCGAGAGGGAGGCGAGGAUUUGUCGUUUACUAAAGCACCCCAACAUCGUAAGACUUCAUGACAGCAUAUCAGAGGAGGGCUUCCACUAUCUGGUGUUUGAUCUGGUGACAGGAGGAGAGCUGUUUGAGGACAUCGUAGCCAGGGAAUACUACAGUGAAGCUGAUGCCAGCCACUGCAUACAGCAGAUCCUGGAGAGUGUCCAUCACUGCCAUGUUAAUGGGAUCGUUCACAGGGAUCUGAAGCCUGAGAACCUUCUAUUGGCCAGUAAGCUGAAGGGGGCGGCGGUCAAGUUGGCUGACUUUGGGCUGGCUAUCGAAGUACAGGGGGACCAACAGGCAUGGUUUGGAUUUGCUGGCACUCCGGGCUACUUGUCCCCUGAAGUCUUGAGAAAAGAUCCUUAUGGAAAACCGGUGGACAUGUGGGCCUGCGGUGUGAUUUUGUACAUCCUUCUGGUGGGCUAUCCUCCCUUCUGGGAUGAAGAUCAACACCGCCUCUAUCAGCAAAUCAAGGCCGGAGCCUAUGAUUUUCCAUCCCCUGAGUGGGACACUGUAACUCCGGAGGCCAAAGAUCUGAUAAACAAGAUGCUGACGAUCAACCCAAGUAAACGCAUCACAGCUGCAGAGGCCCUCAAACACCCUUGGAUCUGCCAACGGUCCACUGUAGCUUCCAUGAUGCACAGGCAGGAGACUGUGGAGUGCCUGAAGAAAUUCAAUGCCAGGAGGAAACUCAAGGGAGCAAUACUGACCACUUUGCUGGUCACAAGAAACUUCUCAGCAGCCAAGAGUUUGCUCAACAAGAAGCCAGACGGCGUUAAGGUCAACAACAAAGCCAACACAGUGACCAGUCCUAAAGACACUGGCCCUGCCCCUGCACUGGAACCACAGACAACUGUGAUUCACAACCCCGUGGAUGGAAACAAGGAGUCCAUUGAGAGUGCCAAUACAACCAUUGAGGAUGAAGAUGUAAAAGCCCUUCGACUGGGCAGCUUAGUGGGCGGUAUCUUGAGUUCUAAGAGUCGUUCCUCACAGAUGUCAGACUCGUCACAGACUCCCACCUCCACAAUUCAGACCUGCACCAAUAACAAUAAAGCGCGCAAGCAGGAAAUCAUCAAGGUCACCGAACAGUUGAUUGAGUCCAUCAACAACGGAGACUUUGAGGCCUACGCGAAGAUUUGUGAUCCUGGUCUGACUUCUUUUGAACCUGAGGCCCUGGGGAAUUUGGUGGAGGGACACGACUUUCAUCGCUUCUAUUUCGAGAAUGCAUUGUCUAAAGGGAACAAGCCUGUGCACACCAUCCUGCUGAACCCACACGUGCACCUCAUUGGGGAGAAUGCAGCGUGCAUCGCCUACAUUCGGCUGACCCAGUACAUGGAUGGGAGCGGCAUGCCACGCACCAUGCAGUCCGAAGAGACCCGUGUGUGGCACCGCCGCGAUGGGAAGUGGCAAAACAUUCACUUCCAUCGCUCGGGCUCACCCAGUAUCCCCUCCCCUUAAGAGAGCUUACUGGGAAUCAACACAUGGGGGGAAAGGGAGACAGAAAUGAAAUCCCUUGAGCGAAUCUAGUGGAGCAGUCAACUAGCCAACCCACAACUACUCUGUUGACCCCUGACCCUUCUUUUGAGGAUUUGACGCCGCACAGGACACAAGUAUUAUUACAUUCUACUGUUAUUGCAUUUUUUGAGAGGACAUUGUUCGAACCCACCACCAGGGUGGCUGCACACAUAUUUGGACGUUACGAAACAAGCAUAUUAAGAAAAACCAUUUGAGUUUUGUUUUAUUCUUCUGUUUCUUUUUUAAGAUGUUUUGGUAUGCAUUUUAAAUAUAAAAAUAGAGAUGUUUAAAAAUAUAUGACUGUAACCUCUCCCAAAAAUUAGCUCUGUAUUUUUAUGUGUAUUUAUGUGUGUGCAACUCAAAAACAUUUGGAAGAUCAGAAUGUUAAAAACUGAGCUUGCUUUAGUUCUGGUGAUGUAUAUAUAAAUUGUGAUUGUUGGUUAAAAAAAGAAAAACAAAUACAAACAUUGAAAUUAUUAUUCUUGCUAUUCGAAGACUUAAGAGUUUAUGUAAAAUCCAGUUUAUGAGCUACAUUUGUUUGCUAUGAGCUAUAAGUCAUUCUGUUUAAAAUGAUCGGAUUUAAACCUAUAGUACUAAUUUAGAGGUUAAGCAGAGCAGCUUACACUUUGCAUUGAGAAAUGUUUGCUUUUAUAUUGGUGAAAUAAGAAAUAUGAGAAUGUAGCAUAUAUGUAACAUAUGGAAACUCAAGACAAUUGUGUAGUGCAUGGUGCAGAGAGGGGGUAUCACCCUGGGUAAGAUCAUAUGGAACUAAAAUAUCUUCUAUUUAAUUUGUUGAUCACUGACUUGUUUGUUUGCAUCGGUUAUUGUUGUGCAUCAGUCUUUGUCCCAAAUGUUUCUAAUGUUCUCCGGUGUCAUGGAGCUGUUGUAAAAUCAGUAACACUGUUAUGGUACCAUCUUGCACUAAUUUCAAAAUCAUGUCAAGCAGAAAGGAAAAAUAAAAUACUAGCUAUAGAAACACCUCGGAAAUUUUGUAAAAAAAUAAACAAACAAUCAAAACAAAAAAAGGGAUUUAAAGAAGAUGGAUUUUUCAUAAUGUUUGUACUUGUAAUGUAUGAGUGUGUGUAGGGAUUCUGUUGUCAUCCUAUCCUCAUCAUACAAGUCUGAUGCUUGCCAAGAAAUAGUGCCGAGAGUGAAGAUCCAGGAAAGUCCCAACUUUCAGUGGAAACCAGACAACAUUGGACUGAGAGAUGCUCCGUUUUGAAGACUUCAGACUUCACUUAAGUUGGGAUGUCUUCCUUUUUGAUUAGUGCUUCUGCCUGUAUGUGGUCCUACCACAGCCUGGCAAUGGCCAAUGUGUUUCUUGUUCCUACUGUUUACUUUUUUUGCUUUUUUUUAGUUUGUCUUUUUUAUUUUAAGGAAAACAUGAUAAAGGUCUCUUUUGACAAAACGUAUGAUGUCAGUGCAAGGCACCACUCCUUACAUGGUGUGUACUUGUUGCCACCAUAGCAAUGGAUGGCUUAACACGUUUAAGAAAUAAAUAUAUCAUCUGAAAGAA
This is a messenger RNA of Oryzias melastigma (Indian medaka), 3652 nucleotides long. It is a transcript of the gene camk2d2, whose product is annotated as calcium/calmodulin-dependent protein kinase (CaM kinase) II delta 2. Gene Ontology annotation, cellular component: cytoplasm; neuron projection. The transcript has 22 exons. The record is from RefSeq and is a predicted model, not a curated record. Lineage: Eukaryota; Metazoa; Chordata; Actinopteri; Beloniformes; Adrianichthyidae. Gene Ontology annotation, biological process: protein phosphorylation. The coding region runs from base 418 to 2079 and encodes 553 amino acids. Gene Ontology annotation, molecular function: calcium/calmodulin-dependent protein kinase activity; calmodulin binding; ATP binding.